AUGUCUCAAGUUAACAAAGUUUUGUUUUUUUUCAGCGAAAAAUUACCAGACUCCUUAAAAAGGUUUAGUCCAGGGACCCAAAAACGUAUCGUUCAAUGGUAUAAGACUGCUGGAAAGACUGCUAGAAAGAACAACAACGACGUGGGUGAAGACCUUGAAGAUGAUGAUAUCGAUCAAAUGCUGUUAGUGAUCGAAUGGGAUGAGGAUGGGAUUAGAACCCGAAAUAUUCCUAAACAGCAUGUGAUUGAUGUUAUUCAAGCGUUUGAUGGUUGCCAACCGAUUCAAAUCCAUCGUGCAAAUCAGUUUGGGAUUCUUGGUGUUGCCCCAUCGGAAACCUUUUUCAGUAUUACUGAUACUCAGAAUCACUGCAAAGAACAGAUUGUUGAAGAUAUCGUAGCUUUACUUAGGGAAAUGCACUAUCAAAGACACCAACCUUCAUUGGGAGAUGUCUUUGAGAUAAAGGCUACUAGAAGAGGUGUUUUCAACAUUAGAAACCACCGUAAUGUAUUUUAA
Molecule: messenger RNA, 513 nt
Organism: Paraglomus brasilianum
Lineage: Eukaryota; Fungi; Glomeromycota; Glomeromycetes; Paraglomerales; Paraglomeraceae
Source: the annotation of a GenBank genome assembly